CAUUAAUAUAAUUAGAUGUUAUCCUCUUUGAAGUAAAUGUUGGUCAAACAGAAGGACAUAUUGGUGGUGAUUCCUGCCUUCUGCUCUUAUUAUUUGGUCACUCAACACUUGUUUUCCUUCGAACUCUCUGAAGGUUAGUCGAUGCACCCGACCGUGAAGGAUGGCGAAUUGGUCGUAGUGCAGAGAGCAUUCUACAAGAUCAAAUAGGGAGACAUCAUCAUAGCCAAAUCUCCUGUGAGACCCGAUUACACGGUUUGCAAGAAAAUAAUUCAUUUGGAGGAUGAGUUGGAUCCGAAUGGGAACAAGGUGCCGAAAAACCACGUGUGGAUCGAGGGAGACAAUGCGAAGGUGUCCUUCGAUUCUAAGUUCCAUGGUCCCAUUCCAAUCAACUUGAUUUAGGGGAAGGUGAUCUAUUGAGAGGGCAUUUGGAUGUGAGUGAGUAUACUUUAUCA
Molecule: messenger RNA, 452 nt
Organism: Paramecium octaurelia
Lineage: Eukaryota; Ciliophora; Oligohymenophorea; Peniculida; Parameciidae
Source: the annotation of a GenBank genome assembly